Molecule: messenger RNA, 645 nt
Organism: Strongyloides ratti
Lineage: Eukaryota; Metazoa; Nematoda; Chromadorea; Rhabditida; Strongyloididae
Exons: 2
Coding region: 1-645 (214 amino acids)
Source: RefSeq, a predicted model, not a curated record
AUGAAAAUUUUUAUUAUUAUUUUUAUUAUUUUUCAAUUAUAUUAUCUUAUCAAUGGAUGUGUUUUUACUAAUUAUGUUGAAAUUAAAAGAUAUAGAAUUAGAGGUUCUUUAGUUUGUUUUGAAAAUUCUUAUUCAAAUUAUUUUUUUCGAGUAAGCUUAGGUAUUAAAUUUCCUAGUGGAAAUCAUUAUAUAAUGGAUACGGUAGAUAUAGAUUUUGCUGAUGGAACAUUUUCACUUUUUGGAUCAUGUAUGAUACCACAUAAAUUAAUUAAUGAAAAAAUGCAAAUUUUCUUAAAAAUAAGUAGACUAACAUUUGACAGACCUAGAUUUGAUAGAUUGAAACCAUUCAAUUUUAAAGAAAUUCUUAAGUAUUUAGCUAAUUUAGAAGAUAAUUGUUUAAUAGAUAACAAUAAACGAAUUAUGUACUUUUCUGAUGACAUUGAAUUAGCCUCCAAUUAUGGUAUUAUAAAUUUAUUUAAUUUAUAUCUUAGCAAUUAUAAGUUAUACGAUAUAUUUGGAGAGGUUGAUGAACUUACUGGUUUACUGAUUGCAAGCGAUGGAGGUAAAACUGAUAGUCAAUUUCAAUUAAAAAGUUUUUGGAAAAGAAUUGAAAUCAUUACAGGUAAAAAAAGUUUACACUUGUAA